This is a messenger RNA of Ostrinia nubilalis (European corn borer), 2560 nucleotides long. Its product is annotated as activating signal cointegrator 1 complex subunit 2. Bases 156 to 2378 code for a protein of 740 amino acids. NCBI's taxonomy places the organism in Eukaryota, Metazoa, Arthropoda, Insecta, Lepidoptera, Crambidae. Gene Ontology annotation, molecular function: ubiquitin binding. The record is from RefSeq and is a predicted model, not a curated record. The transcript has 13 exons. Gene Ontology annotation, biological process: regulation of DNA-templated transcription.
CAAAAUUUUGGAAUUUGAUUUCGUCGACGAUUUUACUUUACUUGAAAAAAAUAGUAGUACCUAGUUUAUUAAAUAACAUACUGUGAAUUUGAAUCGUAGUGUGUUUUGGUUCAUAAGAAAAUAUAGUAUUGUUUAUUGGUGCGAUAGAAAAGGACAUGUCCAACAAGAAUGUUGAAUUUUCUAACCCUGAGAAUUUGCCAGUGGAGAAACUAUCAAUAUCCGUUAAAAAUGCGGGCGUUAUCCAGGAAAUCAAAGCUCUUGACAAAUACUGGGUGGAGAUACGUGAGCUGACGUUGUACGAGCGGCCACCGUCUGGCAGCCACAUGUUGCUGGGCGCUGUGGACGCGUGGAAGCUGAAGGCCGAGGCUUACAUCAGCGACCUCAAGUGGUUGCUUAGCUUGGAGUAUCAUAAAUUCUGGAGCACAGUCCUGUACCACUCCCAAGUCAUGGACGCACUGGUGUCGUUCCUGCAGGAAGCCUCACCACCUUACGCGCCUCCGCUCGAGGGACGGGACGUGCAGAAGACGUAUGCUGAGGCGAGACGUUUGGUGCUUGUCGUGUUUAGUCGGCUAGCUACCAAUAAGGAGAGUAAGUCCCAAUGGAUGAGCAAGGAGUUCAUGGCGGAGACAUUAUACAACAACUUCAUCUUCACGAUCCCCAUCGUGUGGGACCUGUGCCUGGUGUAUGGUGCGGACAACCCGCGCCACGUGGCCAGGCUGCUGGGCUGCGUGUUCAGCAUACAGCCCAAAUACGAAGGGGACACUGCUGCCGCUGUCGCCUUUGUUAAAGAGGCUUUCAAAUACAUAAUACUGCAAGUGAACAAAAACUACGACUGCGAAGGCCCUCCGAACCUUCCAGAAACAUUCAAAGGUUUUGGAGAGAUCCGGAGGCCGCCCAACACGAAGAACCAGGACAAAAUCACCUUCGAAGUGCUGAAGGACUUGGUCAUACAUCUACUGGACACGGCUAUGACCUUGAGGGUGUUUGUGGAAGUCUACCCUAAAAGCGUGAAGAUAUUGAGGAAAGCAAACUUUAUUAUUAGUAUAGUCCAGCUGUACGAGCACGGCAUCCCGCUGCUAUACGAGAAGCUACAAGAGGUCGGCGACCCCACCAGCGUGACGUCAGUAGAAGUCGAGGGAUACAUCGACGCCGCGCGCGCAGAACUCAUUGACAUAUUCAGAGAAGUGCUGGCUGUUUAUAAGAAUGACAUAUUUAGUGGCGAAGGCAACAUCCCCCUGCUAGUAGAAGAGUACCUGGCGGUCAUGCUGGAUGGUUUAUCAGAGAAGCUGCUCAUCAAGGACUACCACGCCUGCUACCCCGUGCACGACGACCUCGAGCUGCUGCGCCAGGCCUGCCCCGACAUUGAUACCGUAAAGACUGAUUUCAUCCUACAAGCAAUAUACUCAAACCUCGACGAGCCGAUACCAGAAAGUGCCCUUACAAACGGAACCAUAACCAACGGCCACGCCGAAACCACAGACAACUCGCCUGAACCGACCAGAGACAACGAAAUACCCGACAGCGUGAAAGAGGAGUCAUUGAUAAGCGAAGUGAAGGAUAUACUGCCGCAUUUGGGCGAUGGAUUCAUAUUGAAGUGUUUGAAGCAUUAUGGAUUUAAUGCAGCUAGAGUUAUUAAUAGUAUUUUAGAAGACAAUUUAGCGGAACCCUUGAGAGGUAUAGACCAAAACCUGCCAAUAAUCCCUGAAGACCCGGUCGACAAUAAGUACCUAGAAACCGGCAUCAAUCGACUGAACGUUUUCGACGGCGACGAGUUCGACAUCAUGACGCGAGACGACGUAGACCUCAGCAGAGUGCACAGAGGGAAGAAGAAAGAGAAAUAUAAGGACCUGAAGGAUCUGCUGGAUGAUAAGACCGAGGUUAAGAGGGUGGCGGACAUUUAUAGCAAAUACAACAUGGUGUGCGACGAACAAGCAAUGUACUCAGAUGAGUACGACGAUACAUACGACUCGGACGGCGUGGCAGCGGCCGACGCUGGUGACGACACACGAAGGCCCUUCGUCACGCCACGCGCUCUGCAGCAGUCACAGCGGAGGGAGGCCGAAGAGGAAUCGGAAGAAGAAUCCGAACCGAAUAUCGAGCAGCCGGGCAGCAGUAAUAGGAACAAACUGGACUUCUGCGUCAACCCUGAAGAGAUCCGCGCGCGGAGAGAAGCGAGCUAUAACGCGCGGCGCGGGCGCGGACACCGACCUCCGCCGGCUAAGAACAUGGACGUAACAGGCAAACCCAAAGGCCAGGGGCAAGAGAAAGACGUCCUCCACAACAGAGACAAGAAAGAGAAGCACAAGUCCUCGCGCGGAAACCACAACCGCCGUCAGGGCGCACAGUGGAAGCGGGGACAGGGCUUACUACCCUCAUAAUAAAGGAAAGUACGAGGGAAGCUAUCAACCGACGACUUGUGUGGAACUAAAAUCAGAGUAAAUACAAAUGAGUAGGUCAUCUUCAUAGAAACGCACGGGCGCGGUUUGUAUGUGAGCGCGCCAAUACGUAUGCGGCGCGCACGCACACUGACAAAAUUUAGCGUGGAUUAGCGGGGUGUUGC